Molecule: messenger RNA, 1755 nt
Organism: Malaya genurostris
Lineage: Eukaryota; Metazoa; Arthropoda; Insecta; Diptera; Culicidae
Product: pyruvate dehydrogenase E1 component subunit alpha type II, mitochondrial-like
Exons: 4
Coding region: 251-1486 (411 amino acids)
Biological process (GO): pyruvate decarboxylation to acetyl-CoA
Cellular component (GO): intracellular membrane-bounded organelle
Molecular function (GO): pyruvate dehydrogenase (acetyl-transferring) activity
Source: RefSeq, a predicted model, not a curated record
CAAUCAGAUGCGGUUGCGUACCAAAACAGAGUGAGCUGAUAUUAUUUUGCUUUUCCAGUUAUUGCUGCUACUGUUUCAACUAUGCUCUCCAACGCUGCUAAAUCCGUCAUCCAACGUGGACUGUUUAGGAACCUGUGAUUGCAUAACAAUAUAAAAUUAUUCCGACACGACUGAUCAUCUGCAGAUAAGACUUACCUAGUUUAACUGAGAAUCAAACAGCUGGUCGAAGGAAGGUCAAAUUGAUGUAAACAUGGGACUAUCCAAGUGGGUACAAAACUUACUCCGGAAAGGGUCCUGUUCCAACACGGAUUUGGUAUCGAAAUCAGUUGGUGAAAACUUGAAGAAAGUUGCCACUACUCAAACUAGCAAGAAUGGAUAUGCCACCGAAACGACUUUCGAGACAAAAGAAUUCAAACUUCACAAUCUAGAACAAGGUCCUGCUACAACGGUCACCGUAACCAAGGAGGAUGCUUUGAAAUACUACGGUCAAAUGUAUGCAAUUCGACGAAUGGAAACCGCUGCUGGAAAUCUUUAUAAAGAGAAGAUAAUUCGUGGUUUCUGUCAUCUUUACUCGGGACAGGAGGCAUGUGCCGUUGGUAUGCGUGCUGCUAUGCGCCCAGAGGAUUCGUGUAUUACAGCGUAUCGGUGUCACGGGUGGACCUACCUUAUGGGAGUUCCUAUUUCGGGAGUAUUGACUGAGCUAACGGGAAGGCAGAGUGGCAGUGCUCGCGGUAAAGGCGGUAGUAUGCAUAUGUAUGCUCCCAAUUUUUUCGGCGGAAAUGGUAUCGUCGGUGCACAAGUUCCGCUAGGAGUGGGAAUUGCAUUUGCCGCUAAAUAUAAUGACACAAAAGGUGUUUGUGUUGCAGCAUAUGGCGAUGGAGCUGCUAAUCAAGGACAGAUAUUUGAAGUAUACAAUAUGGCCAAACUGUGGAACUCACCAUGCAUUUUUGUUUGCGAGAACAACGGUUACGGCAUGGGAACGAGCGCUGAGCGUGCGUCUGCCAAUGUAAAUUAUUAUACACGAGGAGAUACAGUUCCCGGAAUUUGGGUUGACGGCAUGGAUGUAUUAGCUGUCCGGGAAGCGACUCGUUUCGCUAUCGAAUAUUGUAACAGCGGUAAAGGACCCAUUCUUUUGGAAAGUGCCACUUAUCGUUACUCUGGUCAUUCCAUGUCUGAUCCCGGAACGAGUUAUCGCUCCCGAGAUGAAAUCGCCGAAGUUCGUCAAACUCGGGACCCAAUCACGUCUAUGCGGGAGAAAAUUCUUAAUUCUCAGCUCGCAACACCGGAAGAACUGAAAGAAAUCGAAUCUAAAAUACGCGGAGAGGUGGAGUCCGCUACCAAGUUAGCCAAGGCAGACAAAGAGAUUUCCGUCGACGAAUUGUGUACCGACAUCUAUUGCAAACCAGAUAACACUACUGCUAUUCGAAACAUCUUCCCUCAUGCGGAGCUGGAACAUAAGCGUCUGGGAAAAGCUGUUAACAUUUGAGAUAUCAUAGCCUACACACACAACAGCAUGUAUUGCAAUGUUAACAUUUAAAAUCUCAUUACUGUGAAAUGGAAGUUUCGCUUUGAAAGCAUUGAACUCAAAAAUUAUUUAUUCAACAGUAAACUACAGCAACAAAAAACAUUCGAUUACAAAACGUGAACGGGUUCAUGAAACGGGCAUUUAAUUUUAAUUUGUUGUCUAGUCUAACCCCGCAAUUAAUUGGUUCUUUCAUAAAACGAUGAUAAUAAAAAAGCGAUUUCAAAAUAGGA